This is a messenger RNA of Centrocercus urophasianus (Greater sage-grouse), 2319 nucleotides long. It is a transcript of the gene NUP54, whose product is annotated as nucleoporin 54. The coding region runs from base 1 to 1680 and encodes 559 amino acids. The record is from RefSeq and is a predicted model, not a curated record. Gene Ontology annotation, cellular component: nuclear pore central transport channel; nuclear pore. Gene Ontology annotation, molecular function: structural constituent of nuclear pore. Gene Ontology annotation, biological process: protein localization to nuclear inner membrane; NLS-bearing protein import into nucleus; nuclear pore organization. NCBI's taxonomy places the organism in Eukaryota, Metazoa, Chordata, Aves, Galliformes, Phasianidae. The transcript has 13 exons.
AUGGCCUUCAACUUCGGGGCGGCGGCGGGCGCCGGGGCCUCCAACCCCAGCGGAUUUGGUGGGCUUGAAACCACAAACUCCACCGCCGGUGGGUUUAAUUUUGGGGGUUUCGGAUUAGCUGCUAAUCCCGCAGUGAAUUUUAAUAUUGGGAAUUUCGGUGUUUCUACUACCUCAACUCCACCAUUCAAUUUUGGUAACAGUCUGGCAAGUGCAGGUGCAUUUGGAGGAUUUGGGACAACCACUACCACUGCAGCGCCAGCAUUUAGUUUUUCUGCUCCCACCAACACAGGCACCAGCGGACUGUUUGGUGCUUCCCAGAACAAAGGCUUUGGAUUUGGUACUAGUUUUGGGACAGGAACUGGUACUGGCUUGGGAACUGGGUUGGGAACUGGGUUAGGCUUUGGAGGCUUCGGUACCCAACAGCAGCAGCAGCAGCAGCAGCAGACCUCAUUAGGAGGCGGUUUGUUCAGCCAGCCUGCUCAGACACCUGCCCAGUCAAACCAGCUCAUCAAUACUGCCAGUGCUCUCUCAGCUCCGACACUCUUGGGAGAUGAGAGAGAUGCCAUCUUGGCAAAAUGGAACCAGCUGCAGGCCUUCUGGGGAACGGGCAAGGGGUACUUCAGCAAUAACAUCGCUCCAGUGGAGUUCACACAGGAAAACCCAUUUUGCAGAUUUAAGGCUGUGGGUUACAGUUUAAUGCCCAACAACAAAGAUGAAGAUGGCCUUGUGGUCUUGGUCUUCAACAGAAAAGAAGUAGAUAUUCGAAGCCAGCAGCAGCAGCUCGUGGAAUCACUACACAAAAUUCUUGGAGGAAACCAGACCCUUACUGUCAACGUAGAAGGUGUUAAAACGAUGCCAGAUGACCAGACAGAAGUGAUCAUUUAUGUUGUUGAGCGUUCACCCAAUGGCACUUCAAGGAGAGUUCCAGCAACCACCCUCUACGCCCACUUUGAACAAGCCAACAUAAAAUCAUCCCUGCAGCAGCUGGGGGUCAGCUUCUCCAUGGCCAGAACAGAGCUCUCCCCAGCCCAAGUCAAACAGCUCCUUCAAAACCCCCCUGCUGGUGUUGAUCCUAUUAUUUGGGAGCAAGCCAAAGUUGAUAAUCCUGAUCCUGACAAGCUUAUUCCUGUGCCCAUGGUGGGUUUCAAGGAAUUGUUGAGAAGAUUGAAGGUCCAAGAUCAGAUGACCAAACAGCAUCAAACUCGCUUAGAUAUAAUAUCAGAAGAUAUCAGUGAGUUGCAGAAAAACCAGACUACAACUAUGGCAAAAAUUGCACAAUACAAAAGGAAACUGAUGGCUCUUUCUCACAGAACGUUACAGGUGUUAAUAAAACAAGAGAUCCAAAGGAAAAGUGGCUAUGCCAUUCAGGCAGAUGAAGAACAGCUUCGUGUACAGUUAGAUAUAAUUCAGUGUGAACUUAACGCACCAACACAGUUCAGAGGCAGACUGAAUGAGCUCAUGUCCCAAAUCAGGAUGCAAAACCACUUUGGAGCAGUGAGGGCUGAAGAGCGUUAUUACAUAGAUUCAGACCUCUUAAGAGAAAUAAAGCAACAUCUGAAGCAGCAGCAAGAAGGCCUGAGUCACCUAAUUAGCAUUAUAAAAGAUGACUUGGAGGACAUCAAACUGAUAGAACAUGAGUUGAAUGAGAGCAUUCCCAUGAGAGGAGGUUUCUUCAGUUGACGAGCAGGAUUCUGCUGGGCUCACGUGGAAUGUUAUUUGAGUUUAUCAUUCACCUUCCAAGGCCAAAACUGGUGAGGUAAAAUAAAAUGUGCAUCUUUCAGGAGCAAUGGUGUAUUGGCUGUUAUUUUUUUUAGAAUUUGCAAAGCCUCUUCUAAGCUUUUGAAUUUGACCUUUGGAAGGUUUAUAUUUUGUAAAGCUGUAUACGCUUUAAAGAAAGAAAGAAAACUGAAUCUGUUCAGAUACUGUUUUACUAUAAAACAAUAUGUACUAUUGUACAUUUUUUUUUUCUUUAAUUACAGCAGAGUUGUCUUAGAAAUGCAGUGCUGAGGGAAUUGUUCCACUUGUGACUUGGUUUGUGGAAGCUUAGCUGCUUCCAUGUUUUUGUCAAAACAGCUGAGUAAUGUUAUGUAAAGAGCUAAUCUAAAUCUUUACAGAAAUGUCUGAACUAUGUUGGUCUUUGUAAUGCUGGUAGUUCUUUGGGGCAUUUCCAGGGUAUGCCCUUCCUUUGGACUGUUUACAUAUGUGAAUUUUACAGUGCUUUUCUGCCCCUCAGCUAAAAACAGUGUCUAGAUAUUGUCUUCUGCUUUUUUUUUUUAUUUUGAAUUUCUGGAAAAUAAUAAAUUCAGUCUGACUUUGUAA